AAGUUUCAGAGGUAUAUACUGGUCGUCGACUUCGCCCACCGGCUCCCACUGCCCGCCCCUCUCAACAUAUUCUGGUACAUCUAUUUCGUCCUGAAGUGGACCUACCGUUUGGUUACCUGUUAUUUCUGUUGCCGAAAAGGCAGAGACGCCACGGACGGUCGCCGAAACAACGUAUUGCUGCCGAUGUCUGACGAGUCGGACAAAUACUACGGACAGCGACUGUCCGAAGAGGACUACAACUAUUGGCGACAUUUGGCGCGAGAGUUCGCACUCAAAGAGGAGCUGAAGGAGGAGGACAAGGAUAUCCCGAAAAGGGAGUGGGAGGCCGUCCAGACCAUCACCGAGGAGAUCGAGCACGAGAAGAAGGUGUUGAGGCAGUUGAAGGGAAAGGUAACGGAAUUGGAGCGCCUUAUGAACCAAUCGCACGUCUAUUUGGAAAGAAUUAAACAUUUGGCGACAAAACACUACGGAAACGAUACGAGUGUUUCGGGCGGCACCGGUGGCUCACAG
This is a messenger RNA of Oppiella nova, 510 nucleotides long. The record is from the annotation of a GenBank genome assembly. NCBI's taxonomy places the organism in Eukaryota, Metazoa, Arthropoda, Arachnida, Sarcoptiformes, Oppiidae.